GGAAAAGGAGGGUCAAGAUCUUUGCUUUUAUUGCACCGUCAUGUGAAAUGAGACAACAGUCAUUCUCUCGGAAGCUGACGUUCAACGAAGAAGCUUCUCAAAGACAUUUUCCUUACUUAUUCGGAAUCUUUGAGGCUGAGCGGAAAGCAACCGCACGAUCAAAAUGCCAGUAGAUCUAUACUACCACAAGAUAUCGCCUCCAUGCAGAUCCGUCCACCUGACGGCGAAGGCCGUGGGACUUUCCUUGAACCUCAAAGAGUUGGACAUUCUCAAAGGAGAACAAAUGACGCCCGAAUUUUUGCCUAUUAAUCCCCAGCACACCAUUCCCGCGCUAGUAGAUGGACAUAUCAAGCUUUGGGAGAGCCGUGCCAUCUGCAGUUACAUAGCCAGCCAAUACGGAAAAGACGACUCCCUUUACCCAACGAACCCAAAGGCCAGAUGUAUUGUAGACCAAAGGCUUUAUUUCGACAUGGGGACGCUUCAGCAACGAUGGCACAAUUAUUAUGCUCCAUCACUGAUACAUGGAAAAUUACCUGAUCCUGCCGACAUGGAAAAGGUGGAAGAGGCUCUCAAUUGGCUAAACGACAUCCUGAAGGAGUAUCCCUGGACAGCUGGUAACACGAUGACCGUGGCUGACUUCUGUUUGGCGGCCACGGUAUCGACCAUAAAUGCCUGUGGUGCCGUAGAUCUGCAGAAAUACACCCGGAUUGACAAGUGGCUGCAGAAAUGCUCGAAGCAGAUGGUAGGAUACAAUGACAUCAAUGUCCCGGGAGCCGAAGAAUGUGGUGAAUUGUACAAAUCAAGAUUAGAAGCUGUAAAGGCCAAGGAGAAAUUAGAUGAUUAAUUUCUCAUGCUUUCUGUUUAUCUUGACUAUCAUUAUUAAUCAGAAGAUGGACCUUAUUCCUAUGGAACUAACUCACAGGGGCCAUUGACUUGAAAUUCAAGUUUCCAGAGCUUUCCAAGGAAUAAAGUGUUGUAAAAAUCCACAAUUAUAUAGUAAAUUUUAUUACCAUGUGAAAGAAUAAAACAAAGGACUACUGCCCUCAUGCUUUGUAUUUUAACAUAGACAAUGAUGAACAAAACCAUUCAGCCAUUCGAAAGAUUUCGUUUUUAUCUUUAACAUAGUAAUACAAUUUAAUAUAGAAUUGUAUAUUUUUACCAUACAGUUGUUUCUCACGAGAUUGCGAAUUUCUUGGCAACAUGGGGUUCAUUAGAAAGAACAGGAGUUAAACGGGAAUACAGAAACAGAUCACUUAUUACAAAAGAAAAAUAAAUUUACAAAUUAACAGAUAAAUAGAUAGAGAUUAAGUAGAUUAUCAAAAUGUAAGGAGAAUUGUAUUAGGGUAGCAUUGCGUUGCAUCUUCGCUAGAAUUUCUGAGGUUUUAAUUGCUCGACUUCCUCACGGGGGUAUCAAGGACCUCUGGAAAUGCGAAGUUCGAUAACGAGGCAUAAAUACUGCACAUCGGUGCUGUUGUUUAGCAAAUUUGGUUGCUCUUAAAGUUCAAGACUCUGAUUGCCAGUUUUGUGAGCCUGAGGAAUCAAAUAUUCAUGCGGUAUAUUUCUGCAAGAAAAUUGCAAACGUCAUAAUAUGGUUAAAUGGAGUUUUGAAGCUAUGUUGCAAUUUUGUUCACUGCAAUUUCAUUAGAAUGGUGUAUUUUGAUUUUCCAGAGUCAUCGAAGAAACAAAGGAACAAUGCAACUUUAAUUUUGUCAAGUUAUAUUGUAAAUACAUGGUUGUUCAAAGACAAGAAUGGGCCUGAACGCUUGAUUAUAAAUAGAAUAAAAGCUUCUAUUACAAAAAACCAGAGAUAUCAAGGCCAUUUUGAAAGAGAAAUUGUUAAAGUAUUUAACAAAGAAUUUUUGUAACAUUAAAAGCAAUGUAUUUCAGAUGAAAAUAAAUGUAGUUCUGGAUUUGUUGAAAUGUUUUGUAAAUAAUUUAUUGAAUAAAAACUGAAAGAAAAAAUAAAAGCUCAACACAAUACAAAUGUAUAAUAAAAACAAUUGUAAAUCUCCGUUUUGGAAAUCAAGGUUAAUAAAUCUCAUCAAAAGACAA
Macrobrachium nipponense is the source of this 2052-nucleotide messenger RNA. Its product is annotated as glutathione S-transferase 1-like. Lineage: Eukaryota; Metazoa; Arthropoda; Malacostraca; Decapoda; Palaemonidae. Gene Ontology annotation, biological process: glutathione metabolic process. The record is from RefSeq and is a predicted model, not a curated record. Gene Ontology annotation, molecular function: glutathione transferase activity.